UAAACAACAACUCCUUGUUAUCUGUUAAUUAAUUAAUUAGAUCCUUUAGCCCUGCAGAGGCACUUAGCCUCGUUGCUGAUGCUGUAAAAGGAUGUAAUUCUCUCUCUCUCUCGGUUUCCUACAUCCUAAUGGAGAGAUCCUGUAGAACUCAUAACGCCUGUGUCAGCGAAAACAAAGCAUUAGGCUGGACAGCGCAGGCGAUCUGGCGCCGUCUAGCGGAUGGAGUGGACAUGCCUUUCACGGCUUUGUAAGCGGCUCGCUGGUGUCCAGUACCCGGGAGCCAGUGCGGCUGAGGCUGACCGGCAGUGUGAAGUCCAGCAUGUGAGGGAGCAAUCUGUCAGCUGGAGCGUCGUUUCCUCGGAGUCUGUAACUCAGCAACAAAAUGCUGAGACUGAAAAGAAAAAGUUCCUGGACGAAUUAGCCUCAUGGUUUGGGAUUCAGGCUGAAAGGGAAGAAUAUUCAAACGAAAGAUUACACGUCAUGUUUGCGAGGCAGGUUCAGUAGCCUGCUUCUCUCUAAUGGUGCAGUGUCUCAGUGCCCCCUGGGUAGGAGAUGCCUGUGUCCUGCAAUGCCACAUCUGCUGGACUCUCUGUUGCUACGUCUGGCCCUGCCUUGCCUGCUGCUCCAAGUGUUGGGUCUGUACUGGGUGUCCGGCCUAGGGUCUGGGUUUCGGCAGCUGAUGGCUGGAUGUCCGGAAAACUGCUAUUGCUCAGAGAGUUGGGAUAGUGGCCUGGCGGUGCGCUGCAGCAACAUGAACCUGCUGGCUGUUCCACGCAACCUACCCAAUCAGACACGGCAUCUCUACCUAGACUACAACUUGUUGGUCAGUGUGCCUGCAGACUCCUUUCUUAAGCUCCCUCUACUGGCUGAGUUGGACCUGUCCCACAACAGGCUGGUCCAGCUGGAGCCCGGAGCCUUCCGCGGCCUGGCUGACUCAUUGACCAGCCUGGACCUUUCCUCCAACCUGCUGGAGACGCUGGACCCAGAGGCUCUAGGUGAGCUGCGGGCACAGGCCAACCUCACCCGCAAUCCUUGGAUGUGUGACUGCCGCCUGCAGGUGGCCAUGCCUCAGCUGCAGCUGGAGCCCUCCUCCCUGGCUGGAGUGGUUUGUAACAGCUCAGAGCCAGAGGACGUGGGGGCCCGCGGUGUGCCCUUUGUACUGGUAGCUGCCGAUCUGGACCUUUGUGCUGCCCUCAAGAGGACCACUGACGUGGCCAUGCUGGUGACCAUGUUUGGCUGGUUCACCAUGGUCAUCUCUUACCUGGUUUACUAUGUGAGGCACAACCGAGAGGAUGCUCGGCGCCAUCUGGAGUAUCUUAAGUCACUGCCCAACAAGCAGGGCAGGACAGAGGAGACAUCUACCCUCAGCACCAUGGUGUGAUGAAGAUAUUUCCUGCUUUAUAUCUUCUACUGGUCUAUCAUACUGUAAAAAACAGAACCUUGUAGACACACACAAUCACAUGCAUUAUUUUGUUAUAUGGUAUUUAAAAUUUUUCUCCUAACUUUUUUCUUAUUUACCUUUUUUCCAGUAAAUGUAUUGAUAAUCAUUGAAAGGCUAUGCAUGGUUUGUUACUGCUCAGGUUGAAGUCUUUGACCAUUUUUAUUUGAUUAACUUUCAGAGAUAAUUGGUAGAUUACUCGAUUGCUAAUGCCAUUGAUAGUGACAGCCAUAUUUAAAAUGUGACUUUUUAACUGAACUGAAUGGAGUAAUAUUGUCUAGUCUUCAGUGUAUGCCAUUUUGUUGCAUUGUAAAAAUCUGUAACACCAUCAUAUGGUAAUAGUGGUCCAGUUGAUCUGCACAGUGUUAUCUAAAGUGGACACACUGUGAUUUAUUGAUUUUGUUUUGUGGUAGAAUAUAUUGUAUGCAGUGUCUGGUGUGAUCUACACAUUGUCUCGUUUCUUUAUUGUACUGUGUAGAACACUGACUGUGUUGUCCCCGUGCUGUCUAUCUGCCUGUCUUCAGUUGGGUUAGCUGGGGGUGGUUGCCAUAAAGUCACAAAGGAAGGGGAGGCAGCUGGGAAUUACAUAAAACUGUCAUUCCUUUCUGUGAAUUCAACAUUUUACAAGUUAUGAACAUUGACACUUACAGUGCAAGUCAACUAAAAGCCAGUAUGACAAAAUGUCUGAGAAAAUGCAUGUAAAGUCUUGCCAUCAAACAUACAGGCCUGGUAUAUAUGUUACUCUCUGACCUGUUAAUUAUAGUUUUUUAAAACUAUUGCCACCUUAAGCAUGAUUCUGCAAUUUUAAGCACAUAAAUGCUAGUCAUGAACUAUAAUCUAUGUACAAUAGCCUAUGAUGCAGAACAUAAGAUUUUCAGUAGACAAUCACAAUAUGCCAGUGUAAUUCAAUGUGUAAAUCAAUGUGAUUGUUCAAUAAUACAUGUAAUGCCUGACAUGAUAAAUAGAUUAUGCUAUAGUAUUUGUCCUCCUGUGUUCUUUUCCUGCUGACAUUAGACUUCAAAGUUGGUUGGAUAUUUAUAUUUGAAGACUUGUAGAGGUCACAACACAUCUUUCAGAGUCAUUCCAUGAGAGUCACAUCUUACCUCAGCAGAUAGCUUCCAUUAACACGACACAGAUGCCACACAGACAACAUCUAUUUAUCCCCCUCUUGAUCAUAAUGCAGGGUAGGCCUUUUUGGCCAAAGGCUAAUGUACAGGAGUUUCCCCUCAUUGUAAAUGUAAUCAGCCAAGACACCCAGCUCAAAAAUAGAAACACUAAAUGUUUCUGGUGGUUUUCUGUGGUUUAGUAAUGUUUUUUUGGCUUUUCUUCGUGGGUUGAUAUCAUAUAGUAAAGAAUCCUAAUGUUUCAACAGGUGACCUGUGACUCACACAAAGAUGAAUUGAUGUUCCAUUUCUGAUUGGAUCUAAACAUGUACUGCAGGAAAGCUGUGGUCUCUGUUAAGCCUGUUCUCAUUAGGAAGCAAAAUCAUCCAGUUUGUCAUAAUGAUUGUAACGCUUUUCAACAGGGAUGUUUCAUAUCUGACCUUUGCUUUCUUAGCUUUGCUCUGAGAUUAGUUAGUAGCAGGGUGACAUUCAGUUUUUGAAAAUGCCAGUCAUUGGAUAAAGGUAUGGUCAAGAUUCAGGCUCAACAGAUUUCAGCUUUUUUACGAGGCUAUACUAUAUACCUUUGUCUAUAUUUUCAGAUAAUGAUUUGUCAUACAGUGUCAAAAACCAAAUGUGCAAUUUUAUUUUAGAUUCACUUUACAACUUGACGUGAUUUGAGGCAAGAGUGUAACUUACAGGUAACACUUUACAUUAAGGGUACAUGACCUGUCAGUAAUUAAGGCAUUUACUAAUUAAUAACUAAUCAGAAAGUAAUGAGUCAUUAAUCAGGAACAAAUGAAUAAGUCGUAGAUUAACAACCACAAACUAAAUUAAUAACACAUGUACUAUUGAAUGAAGAUGAAGAUAAUUCAGUGCUUUAAUUCAUGUGUUAAUGUUGAUGUCAGAUCCCCCUCAGACACACUGCUCUGGAAUAUUAUGCCUAUCAAAGUCAACUGUGUUUUUUCUGCAGAUCCAUCCUCUCAUCAUCUUGUCCUUCUGCUUCAUCAUGCUGUGUAAGCAGCCCUUGUAUUUGCCUGUUUCUAUUGGUCUAUCGGGAGUUUAUUGUUUUUGAUUUCUUUUGAACACCUAGUGA
This is a messenger RNA of Pygocentrus nattereri (red-bellied piranha), 3634 nucleotides long. RefSeq names its product leucine rich repeat containing 3Cb (gene lrrc3cb). Bases 569 to 1381 code for a protein of 270 amino acids. Gene Ontology annotation, molecular function: protein binding. The record is from RefSeq and is a predicted model, not a curated record. Gene Ontology annotation, cellular component: extracellular matrix; plasma membrane. The transcript is spliced from 3 exons. Lineage: Eukaryota; Metazoa; Chordata; Actinopteri; Characiformes; Serrasalmidae.